Messenger RNA from Ziziphus jujuba (common jujube), 2121 nucleotides. RefSeq lists its product as uncharacterized. The record is from RefSeq and is a predicted model, not a curated record. The coding region runs from base 366 to 1805 and encodes 479 amino acids. The transcript has 7 exons. NCBI's taxonomy places the organism in Eukaryota, Viridiplantae, Streptophyta, Magnoliopsida, Rosales, Rhamnaceae. Gene Ontology annotation, molecular function: ATP hydrolysis activity; protein binding; ATP binding.
UAAAAAAAAAAAAAGUGAGGAGGUUGGAAAGUGAAAUGGGAAGUGGAAGCAAGUGGCGGCCAGCUGCAGAAAUGCAGGGGCAGAUUAUUAUAGUCCUCAAAGAAAAUAGAAAAAUAAUGGAAAAAUAAAAAUAGAAAGAAGAGCAAAAGCGUGUGUGUUAUGUUUUGGACAGAGAAAGGAAGGAAAAGCAGCAGCGUCAGAUUCCUACGCAAGAGUCGGACGCGGGGUGAGUCAAUUCUCACGCUGACCGCCAAAGACUCCGGCGCCAAAAUUCCUAUCAAACACAAACCACCACACGCCAAAACCCCCCUAUUUUCUCUCCAUUUUCUUUUAUUAUAUCGUCUUGUUUAGCGGACACAUCAAUUAUGCAGAAGUCUCAAGAUAAGCGUUCAAGAUCUGCCAAACCAACCACCAUCCAUGGCUUCGCCCAGUCCGGUGACCUUCUUGGCUUUCAGAAGCUACUUCGGGAUAACCCCUCUCUUAUCAAUGAGAGAAACCCUGUUAUGGUACAAACUCCACUUCACAUAUCUGCCGGUUACAACAGGGCUGAGAUAGUUAAAUUUCUUCUUGAUUGGCCUGGGCCUGAGAAGGUUGAAUUGGAAGCCAAGAACAUGUAUGGAGAAACUCCACUGCACAUGGCAGCAAAGAAUGGUUGCAGUGAUGCUGCUCGGUUACUUCUUGUACACGGUGCUUUUGUUGAAGCCAAAGCAAAUAAUGGGAUGACACCAUUACAUCUUGCUGUUUGGUACUCACUCCACGCUGAAGAUUGCUUAACUGUCAAAACAUUGCUUGAUAACAAUGCUGAUUGCAGUGCUAAGGACAAUGAGGGCAUGACUCCUCUAAAUCAUCUUUCAAAUGGUCCUGGAAGUGCAAAGUUGCGUGACCUAUUAAACAAGGCCCUCGAAGAGCAUAGAAAGAGAAGAGCAAUCGAAGCAUGCAGUGAAACUCAAGCUAAGAUGGAUGAGCUUGAAAAUGAAUUAUCUAAUAUAGUGGGUUUGAAUGAGCUCAAGAUACAGCUAAGGAAAUGGGCCAAGGGGAUGCUUUUGGAUGAGAGGCGUAGGGCCCUGGGGCUGAAAGUAGGCACCAGAAGACCACCUCAUAUGGCAUUCCUUGGAAAUCCUGGAACAGGAAAGACCAUGGUAGCUCGAAUAUUUGGACGAUUACUCCAUAUGGUGGGAAUUCUACCCACUGACAGGGUAACAGAAGUACAGCGGACUGAUUUGGUUGGGGAAUUUGUUGGGCACACUGGGCCAAAAACUAGGAGGAAGAUAAAAGAAGCAGAGGGAGGAAUUUUAUUUGUUGAUGAAGCUUAUCGACUAAUACCCAUGCAGAAGGCAGAUGAUAAGGACUAUGGUUUAGAAGCACUAGAAGAGAUCAUGUCUGUGAUGGACAGUGGAAAAGUAGUGGUCAUUUUUGCUGGAUAUAGCGAACCAAUGAAACGUGUAAUUGCAUCCAACGAAGGUUUCUGCAGACGGGUGACUAAGUUUUUCCAUUUCAAUGACUUCAGUUCGGAAGAACUAGCCACAAUUCUCCAUAUAAAGAUGGAUAAUCAAGACGAGGAUAGUUUGUUGUAUGGAUUUAAGUUGCAUGCUUCUUGCAGUAUAGAAGCUGUUGCAAAACUUAUAGAAAGAGAAACAACAGAAAUACAGCGAAGGGAGAUGAAUGGAGGUAUAGUGGAUACAACGCUAGUAAAUGCCAGAGAGAAUUUGGAUCUUAGGCUCACAUUUGACUGUAUAGACACGGAUGAAUUACGUACUAUUACCCUAGAAGAUUUGGAAAUGGGGCUUCGGCUGUUAUCACAAUGAGACGUUUUUCAGCUUUCAUAUUUUAAGCAAGGGAGACCUCAUUCUUUGGCAGUGUGGUAGGGAGUUCAUCAAAAUUCAAUAGAAGGGAUUAUUUAUUCAUAUAGGUUCUUUUCUUCACAUGAAUUCAUGAAGGAUUACUACUGGAGAGAUUCAGAAGUUGAGUUGCAAUGGAUUUGAUAAUUUGCACACCUAUUUUUGGAUAUUCUUUGUAUGUAAUUUAAUUUAAUUGUUAUUACCAAUCACAUCUUGAUUUCUUUUCUAUUAUUGAUGUAAUGGAUAUAUAUUUUUCUCCGUUAACAAUCUUUAUUUGGGUUUU